AUGGCAGAUAGCUAUGACACGGAUGGCCACCCUGAGGAAGGUGAGAUAUCCCGCUCCUUUGAAGGUACCUCGUCGCCCCCUCCGGACUCCUCCAGCGAGACGUUCAGAUAUGAAAAGACCACUCUCACCCUUGAUGAUCUUGAUCCCGACGACUGGGACAUCACGGAGCGGCAGGCCAGCCUACCACAUCAUUAUAGCCCUCAACAACUGCUCUCUCUGGGGAUGCCAGCCGAGGGCUAUUGGAAAAUGACUCUGGACCUUUUUGAUCCUUAUUGGGUUGAUCCAGCGAUCACCUGGGCUGGACGUGCUGCAGAAGGCGUGCUGUUUAUGGAAGAUAUCGUGAGGAAUACGAUAGAUGGACCGUGGAUCUCGGAGCUGAGUAAGGCCGCGUACGAGCAUGUAGCCCCCCUUCCGACUCUACGACACGUUUUUGUGACUAACAUAAUCAAUAGGGAUACUCGUCCCGAUGUUAGGCGCCUUGUUACUGGACAUGAUUUGCAGCUGUUUGAGUCUGGUACCCCCAAAUAUCAGGCUAUGCUUGGGACUCGGAUUGGCAAGAUUGUGACGUAUCUGGUCCUGGGUGCAUUUGAUCGGGGGACUCGGAGCAUUUCCCGGAUUGCGGUUUGGUUCGCUGGUCGCCAACAUAUCCUGUUACACAUGCGGUUCGAUAUUGAGCCCCUUGAUGGUUGA
Molecule: messenger RNA, 690 nt
Organism: Penicillium canariense
Lineage: Eukaryota; Fungi; Ascomycota; Eurotiomycetes; Eurotiales; Aspergillaceae
Exons: 2
Coding region: 1-690 (229 amino acids)
Source: RefSeq, a predicted model, not a curated record